AUGGAUAAAACGAUCGUUAAAACUUUGGAUCCAACAUACUUUGCUAAAAACGAUGAAUUUUUAAGACAUUUGCACAUCUUGGAUACGUUAGCAUAUGAGUCAUUAGAAGCUCAAAUAACUUUUAUCGGGGAAACAAUAAGGAAUCCAAAAAAUGUUGUUAAAAACAUUCAAUUGAAAUGGCAUGCUUCGACAAAAUUUUCAUGGUUUUAUAAUGUCAAACGAUCCUUGUUGAAUAAUAAUGGAUUUGUAGAUAUCAAUAUGUAUAGUGUAUCGGACAAUGACGAAGCGUGCAAUAUCGUCCGUCGUUGUAACAUAACCCUAUUUUUCAAUUCAUUGUUCGCGGAAUUUGACCCCGAAUCAUCAGAUCUCUCAAAAGUUGAUUAUAGAACGUUCUUUGACUAUAUCGUACCACCCUCCCUUUCGCAAUCAAUGGAAAUUUGGCAAUUGGGUUUAAAAUUGAAAACUCAAUUAUAUUUAUACAAAAUGCGUAAGGAUCCAUUGACAAAUAUUUUUAAUGAGUUGUUCCCAGAAGAGAUUGAAGGUCCACCAAUAUACAAGGAAGCGCAUAUCAAUCUUCGAAAUACGAUUAAAAAAUGUUCCGGAGAUAUGGACGCUCUGUUGAAAUAUUUUGGUUGGUAUACGUUCACUCAAGAGAUGUUUAUCUUCUUAUCUUGCAUAGCGGGAGAACUAGACAAGCCGGUAUUGCAUAAGCAUACAUCGAUCCACAAAUCACCAUUUUCAUCAUCUCCUAGUUCGACUCAGAUUUUUAAUGAGGAUUUAUUACAACAAAAAGGGUUUGACAGUCCAGGUGGUAAUGCAAAGAAAUCGAGGUCAAGUGAUUCUGAGCAGGAUCAAUUUGGUCUUAUGGUCGAUUAUAAUUUUGGUGAUUAUCAUAAAAGUGGAGAGGUAGCACAAGUGAUUUCACGUGAGAAAACGUACGACCAGAAUCUAAUUGUGAAGCAGCCCAAUUUGGCUAGGAUUGCCGCAAGCCGUAAACCGCAACGUUCGAGCCAUUUAGGCAUAUUUGGUACCAUAAACCUGUCCCCAAAAAUUAAUUCGGGUACAAGAAGACAAAAGAAUGUAGAGUCAUGUGCUUUUGUUUUAGGGCAAAGGAAUUCGUCAAUUCAAAAUCUUUCGGAACAAAAAGUAGUAGAUGAUGAGCAAACAUCUCCAGAAUCGUCAUUCGUGGAACAAAGCCCAUCUCGUAAACGAAUCAAAGGCAAUUCCAGAAAAUCAAUACCCCGGAGUAAAAAAAGAGCCAUUGAUAAUUAUCUCAACAUUGAUGAUGAAGUUGUUCAAAUUUCAACGAAACGAGUUAAUUGGAAUGAUGAGGAGUUACGCGCCCUUGAAGAAGGUAUGCGUGAACACGGCAAGGCGUGGUCUAAAAUAGAAAGAGAUUAUGGAGGACCCGGACAAGUCCUUGAGCGCCGAAAACAAGGACAAUUGAAAGAUAAGGCGCGUAGCGAAUAUAAUCGUCGACAAAAGGAUAACAUUGAACUUGGUGUCUUUGGGAUCUUUGAGAUGGAUUAA
This is a messenger RNA of Funneliformis geosporum, 1530 nucleotides long. NCBI's taxonomy places the organism in Eukaryota, Fungi, Glomeromycota, Glomeromycetes, Glomerales, Glomeraceae. The record is from the annotation of a GenBank genome assembly.